This is a messenger RNA of Xenopus laevis (African clawed frog), 1863 nucleotides long. It is a transcript of the gene btn2a2.L, whose product is annotated as butyrophilin subfamily 2 member A2 L homeolog. The record is from RefSeq and is a predicted model, not a curated record. Gene Ontology annotation, molecular function: signaling receptor binding. Lineage: Eukaryota; Metazoa; Chordata; Amphibia; Anura; Pipidae. The transcript has 11 exons. Gene Ontology annotation, biological process: regulation of leukocyte cell-cell adhesion; regulation of T cell activation; T cell receptor signaling pathway. The coding region runs from base 262 to 1191 and encodes 309 amino acids. Gene Ontology annotation, cellular component: membrane; external side of plasma membrane.
AGGAGCAGACAUUCAGAUGAGGCAGUUCAGCAGAGCUAAGGGGAGUCUGUGCUGCUAAUAACCUGCAAUCUCAUCUGUGUGUGUCUGUCUGUGUGUCUGUCUGUCUGUGUGUCAGUAGUGUGUGUCUUUGUGUGUGUGUGUGUCUGUCAGUAGUGUGUGUGUGUUUGUGUGUAGGAGAGUUGGAAGAUCCCAUCUGGUGCUCAGGAUCAUUUCUCCGACUGCUUCUUACUAACGAUUUUUUGUUGUUGUUGAAAGAGCAAGAUGACUGCACUCAGUAUUAAGCUGUUAUUCACAGUCUCUAUCACAAGCUCACUCAUCCAGACUUCACUGUCAGAGAGGUUCCAGGUCAUCCCCACCAAGUCCCCAGUAACCGCCAUCCUUGGCUCCAGCGUUGAGCUCAACUGCCAUCUGUUUCCUGAAAUGAAUGCUGAAAAGAUGGAAAUCCGAUGGCUACGAAAUUCCUUCCGUCCCUACGUCCACUUGUAUCUGAAUGGGGAGGAUAACUACAGGGAGCAGAUGGAGGAAUUCCGAGGCAGGACAGAGUUCCUCAAGCAGAACAUCAAUAGGGGGAUCGGGGCUCUAACUAUUCACAAGGUGCAGUUGUCGGAUCAGGGAUUGUACACCUGCUAUUUUGAGUCAGAGAGCAAUCAUAACCAAGCACAAGUGGAACUCAAAGUAGCAGCCAUGGGCCUCCAUCCUUUCAUCUGGGUUGAAGAUUACCAGAAUGGAAAAAUAACGCUAAACUGUGAAUCCAGUGGUUGGUACCCUAAGCCCACAGCAAUGUGGCAAGAUGAAUCUGGGACCCGGUUGGAAUCAACGGAGAAGAUAAAUGUCACUGGAGAAACGGGUCUGUUCCACGUCACCUCUGCUAUCAGUAUAGAGACCCAGGACAAGAUCUCCUGCUAUGUUAGAAAUGACCUCCUGGAAGAUGGCAAAGAGUCUUCUAUUAAGUUUGCAGAGUCUUUCUACUGGAGAGUGGAUCGUAGUGGGAUCUCUCGUUUUGUUCUCAUGGCUUCUUGUUUGGCUGUGGCACUUAUAACGAUUGGGGUUACUCCUCAAGUAGUGCGCAUGUUGAGAAUAAGAACUCUCCAAAAUGAUAUGGGAAAACUUUCAGAUAAAGUGGACAAAGUUUGGAUCCGAGCACAGGAUGUUUGGAACCGACUGGAGAACAAACUGGACAGACUGAAUUGAGCCAACGGAGGAAAGAACAACGAGCACAAGAGACUUGAUUGGUUUAUGCAGAGCCCCCUGUUGGAAAAUAUUGAGGAAUGAUCAUUAAUGUCCCAUGGGUUGUUUCAGGGUUCCUGCACUCUAUACAUUAGACCAACAUGGCAGCUCCCAGCAACUUGCACCAGAAAUGACUUACUAUGAGAAGCACUGGGUUGUUAUAAAUGUUCUGAUUAACUGAAGCCUCGUUACUGAUCAGGUUCACGAGCAGCACCGCCUUGUUGGGGUUUCUAACCUGUGUAACAGAACCAGCCCCCCUACAUUCCUGAAUAAUCAGAACAAACCCCAGUUGAAAAACCACGGCUCAGCGUUCCAUACUAAUUGAAUGAAUGGGACAGAAAGAUAAAGGUGAAACAGAAGAGCAUUUGGGGGCUCUAGUGCACCAGGGCUGGGGGAAUCCUUUUUACAAAUACCUGGAGCCUUUAAUGAAUAGAAAACCCAGAGUUGGUUCUGUUGGGUCACUGCCCUAUUGUGGCCUAUUCACUGACAUCAUGAUUGAGUCUGUUUGUGCUUAUUUAGGGGAUGUCUGUCAUUUGUAUUAUAUUUGUCUGAUUUAAUGUAAAACUGUCACUUUCUGUUGUGUAUGAGCAGCUGACAAGCCUUAAACUGUCAUUAAACCACUGUCCAGACCCACAA